Symsagittifera roscoffensis is the source of this 1825-nucleotide messenger RNA. Its product is annotated as sorting nexin-27-like. The record is from RefSeq and is a predicted model, not a curated record. Gene Ontology annotation, cellular component: early endosome. Gene Ontology annotation, molecular function: protein binding; phosphatidylinositol binding. The coding region runs from base 47 to 1699 and encodes 550 amino acids. The transcript has 3 exons. NCBI's taxonomy places the organism in Eukaryota, Metazoa, Xenacoelomorpha, Acoela, Convolutidae. Gene Ontology annotation, biological process: intracellular protein transport; endocytic recycling.
UCCUGUCGACAAAUAUAUAAUUUUCCAGAUUUUCUAAUGAGCAUAAAUGGCCGAGUUUCUACCGCAAGUUGAAAGUGGACCACGUGAUGUUGUUAUUGAAAAAGGAGACGCAGGGUUCGGAUUCAAUGUUCGAGGUCAAGUGAGCGCCGGAGGUCAACUGAAGUCAAUCAAUGGAGUCCUCUAUCCCCCUUUGCAACAUGUCAGUAUGGUCAUGCAAAAUGGUGCCGCAGACUUAGCCGGAGUGAAGAAGGGUGAUCGGAUAAUCGCUGUAAACGGGGUUGAUGUCCAGGGCGCAGAGCAUCGUCAUGUUGUAGAAUUGAUCAAGGGAGGGGGACCUAAACUCGAACUGACUCUAAUCAGCGUAAGUCGCCAAACCCAUGAGCGACUUGAACCGACUGAUGAAGCCCUGACAACAGAUGGUUUCCACGACUACGGAGACACGAGCUUCAGGCCAAUAUCGGUUCCUUCUUUCGAACUAGUGGUAACUCCGGGAGAGAAAUAUUACGUGUUCAAAAUCCACUACGACGACCAGUUUAUAUGCUCGCGUCGUUAUAGUGAGUUUGUCGAUCUACACAAUGCGUUGAAAGUGGAAUUUGUCGACUUCAAAUUCCCGAAGCUGCCUGGCAAGUGGCCAUUCCAAAUGAACGAACAGCAAAUUGAGCAGCGGAGAAGAGGUUUAGAGAGUUACCUUCAGAAGGUCAUCAGUGUCAAGGUCAUUGCUGCAUUUGAAGCCAUGCAGGAGUUCGUGGCUCUCGAAUCGAAUUCCUCAGUUGAUGAUGUUCCCAUGAAGAGUCACGUCAGCCCUAAUUCUUUGGAACCACAUAACGACUAUAUUAAACCCCAGAAUGGAGUAACAGAACGGAACGAAAGCUCGACGUUGUCAGUUCCUGUUUCAGAAAGCAAACCCAAACAGCCAAGUGAUCGACCUGUAACUGUCUACACAAAUCUGCCCGGAGACCUGAGCAAAGUGGAAAUAUUAUCAGAGUCCUGUUCUGAUAUUGGCCAGCUUGUGGAAAAAUGUCUGAACUCUCUUAAAAUUCCUUCUCAAAAGUUAGCCCCCUAUUUCGGAAUUUUCUUUCUCCAAGACUCCGAUUCAAGUACGAAGUUUUAUCUUCGUCUACCGAAUGAAACAGAAAUGGGAGCUGUGAAGCGUAAAGCUGCUUCGCAACUGUAUCUGCGUAAAUGUGUUUUCUCUCGGAAGCUGGAGAAAGAGCUGAGCGAUCAGCAUCCGACCUUUUCCAACUUCCUUUUUCACCAGGCAAAGGCAGAUUUGAAGGCUGGCAUCAUACCGGUGGAGUCCGAGGAUUUGAGGCAGAAACUAACAGAGUCGUUUAAAUUGAAGAAUGUCUCGGAUACUAUUGAUAUUUUGCACUCUGUUCCUACGUAUAACGUGGUUACGUUUCCUCACUGUGCGAGUAGUGUUCAAAAGGAGAACCCGCUGAAACUGAGCGUGGAUGAAAAUGCAGUUUACCUGAAGAUAUGCGACCAGAGCGGAACAGAACUGGACUAUGAAUGUGUAACAUGUACUUGGAGUACGGUUGAUGACUGGUCGGUCGAAAGCGAAGGAAGCUUCAGCUUCAACUUCAAAAGAUCCAAUGGAAAGAUUAAAAAUGUGAAAAUGCAGUCGGAUCUAGCACAACAAAUGCGAGAAUGCUUCGAUCAAGUUCACGCUGAGCGGCAAAAGUUGUCCAUUUCAUAGUGUUUUGAUCCGUUCCUAGAGUUAAAUAUAUUAUAUUCCAAAUUGUAGCGUUACUCUUUAAGUAUGUUGACACUUGAAUUUAAUAAAAUCAUGUCACUAAUAUUCAUCAUUUGGAAAUUUGAAAAU